AAGAGCGUCGCACCAUGUCAGUCGGAGCUGAGGACCCCGAAGGGGAAGAGGGCGGGAGGCGUGUACCGUCGAUUGGGACACGUUCGCUCACAUCGGGAUUCGGGGGGAAGGAGAAGAAGAGUGGCACCAAGGCCCGAGGUAAGAAGAGGCCAAAGGAGGGCAACACUUCCCGAAAGGGGAAGGAGAAGGUGGUCGAUGAGGAGGAGGAGGAGGAGGAGGAGGAGGAGGAGGAGGAGGAGGAGGAGGAGGAGGAGGAGGAGGAGGAGGAGGAGGAGGAGGAGGAGGAGGAGGAGGAGGAGGAGGAGGAGGAGGAGGAGGAGGAGGAGGAGGAGGAGGAGGAGGAGGAGGAGGGGGAGGCAGCAGAGGGCGAUGGCGGUAGCAGUGGACCCAACGAGCCUGUCAAGAGGGCCAAGGAGGGAUCCCCAUGGGACUGCAGUGACGGCGAGAGUGGGAGGAGGACGAGGAGGGGAGGAGCAGGGCUAGGCGGAGAGGGACUAGGAGGAUGAGGCUGAGCAGCAGGAGGACAGGGAGGA
Closterium sp. NIES-67 is the source of this 533-nucleotide messenger RNA. The record is from the annotation of a GenBank genome assembly. Lineage: Eukaryota; Viridiplantae; Streptophyta; Zygnematophyceae; Desmidiales; Closteriaceae.